CCACUGCAAGCAAUUUUGCUUGCCUUUCAACCGAAUCCAAGCCCUAUAUCUCUUUGUUUAUGGUAAAUCUGUUUGUCCUCAUGGCCUGAUGAUGGGAAGAGCUAUCUCCUUGAAGUUGCAGGCGAAUCCCUCUCUAUUGCAGCUUCGAGUGCAUCUCAAUUUGUUGGGAGGUGGAAUGGGCCCUUGAAUCUUGAGUGUUUGAUUGAAGGAUGGUUUCGAUUGCUGGCUUUCUCACAGGCGGAAGGUGGUGGUGUGACCAUGUGGUAAUGGUUGUGGCCUUGUGGUGGGGUGGGUUGGAGAUAGGAAUUAUAACUUCCUGCAGUCGUUGCUUCUGUAUCAAGAGCUUCUGACGGAAACCCAGAAUAAAAGCAGCAAGCUUUGAAAGCAAAAGACCGUUUUUCUGGGUCGGUGGUGAUGUGGAGAAUGAUGGGGACAUGCACAAAUCCAAGCUGAGGAGAAAAUGAAUUUGCAGGAAGUAGUACUACCCAAGUCUUAUGCUAAUGGAUUUGGCAGUAGAAGAGGAGGUGAUAGAAAUUUCAAGACUAGGCUGGAAAAUAAGUUGCAGUCCGGAAAAUCCAACGCUGGAAGAAUACCAAAUGCAGCUGGUGGCAAGGUUGGAUGUCCUUCCCAUGAUCGUUUAGUAUAUUUGGUGACAUGUCUUAUUGGUCAUCCCGUGGAGGUCCAUGUGAAAAAUGGAUCAAUAUUCACUGGAAUAUUUCAUGCAACAGAUGCAGAAAAAGAUUUUGGAAUCAUAUUGAUAAUGGCUCUCUGGAUAAAAGAUGGUACUUUGUGAGGAGAGAAUGCUAUUGCAGAGUUUGUUAGCAAAGGCUCCAUCAGAAACGUAAAUUAUACCUGCCAAAGAACUCGUGCAAGUUAUAGCAAAGUUCCAGGAUGCUGCUGUUACUAAGGAUGGCCUUGCAAGGGAGCUCCAACAUGAAAAGCAGCAAGAAAUUAUGAGAGACUCUGCAAUAGCAUAAUCUCAUCAUGUGAAGAUGGAGAGAGUUGGAACCUUGGGUUUCUGAUGAAGAUGAUCCACAGCAUCCAGAACUAGAAAGUAUAUUUGAUGGCCAUUGGAAUAGUUUCGCCUACAGUGCUUAUUUGAAGGAGUUCUUGGAGUAUAAUUAUUUAAUUCAACAUAUAUAUUGUUUUUGUUUAACUAAAUGCAGUAACUGUUUUAUUGAGGGUCGUUCCUGGGUGGUGAGCUGAAAUUCCUACUCUUUCAUGUUCAAGUAUGUAUUAUGUAGUUUGCCAUUGUUUCUUUUCUGACCAAUCAAAACCGGUUGAGCUAAGUUUUGUGGUGGGGGGUUGGGGCUUGAAUUAGGUGCUGCUGUUAGGCAGCAAGGUUUAUGGUCUUAGAGUUAAACUUUGCUGGC
Rubroshorea leprosula is the source of this 1373-nucleotide messenger RNA. NCBI's taxonomy places the organism in Eukaryota, Viridiplantae, Streptophyta, Magnoliopsida, Malvales, Dipterocarpaceae. The record is from the annotation of a GenBank genome assembly.